Haemorhous mexicanus (house finch) is the source of this 1580-nucleotide messenger RNA. RefSeq names its product translocase of inner mitochondrial membrane 10 (gene TIMM10). The transcript is spliced from 2 exons. Lineage: Eukaryota; Metazoa; Chordata; Aves; Passeriformes; Fringillidae. The record is from RefSeq and is a predicted model, not a curated record. Gene Ontology annotation, biological process: protein insertion into mitochondrial inner membrane. Gene Ontology annotation, cellular component: mitochondrial inner membrane. The coding region runs from base 165 to 437 and encodes 90 amino acids.
GCGGGUGGGCGGAAGCGCGGCGCCCACGUGGUUCCUGCAGGGAGCCGCCGCCGGGUCCCGAACCGACCGGGACCGUGGGGGUCCAACGGGGCGGAUCCGAGCGGGGUCGGGCCUAGAGGGACCGUGAUAGGGACCGGGACAAAGCGGGGCCGGUGCUGGCCGCCAUGGAUCCGCUGCGGGCUCAGCAGCUGGCGGCCGAGCUGGAGGUUGAGAUGAUGGCCGACAUGUACAACCGGAUGACCCAGGCGUGCCACCGCAAGUGCGUCCCCCCGUUCUACAAGGAGUCGGAGCUGUCCAAAGGGGAAUGCGUGUGCCUGGAUCGCUGCGUGGCCAAGUACCUGGAGGUGCACGAGCGGAUGGGCAAGAAGUUGACGGAGCUGUCGCUGCAGGACGAGGAGCUGCUCAAGCGAAUGCAGCAGGGCAGCGGCACCGCCUGAGCCCCCACCCAUCACCCCAAUAAACCUGGGCGUCUGCUGUGCUCCCCUCGCCCCCCAAACCCACCCUGUGGCCGUGUGUUGGGGUACGUGGUGCCCAUGGUUGCUGCUGGGAGCCCCCCUUGUACCCAGCUGCCACGUGCUGUGUCCUUGUGGGGGGCACCCCGGGUGCCCCCCCCGGCUGGGCCCAGCCCAUGUAAUCCCCUGGAUUAGGCAGAGCUGGGCUGAGCCCCUUGUAAUCCCCAGUGGGGUGGGACAGGGCUCAGCCCCUCCCUGUCUGUCUGUGCUGGGGGUCACCAGAGGGGACUGCCUAGGGGCCCUGCACAGGGACACAGCCCCCGAGGGGCAGGGCACAGGGACACCCUCGCAGGGACACUCCCAGAACACCCAGCCCUGUCUGAGGAUGCACAGAUGGGAUCACGUGGGGACAACCCAGGGACACCUCUGCCUGAGCAAAGACCACUUGGGGACAGCCAGAGACCACGGGGGAGGGGGCAUGGUGACACCCACGUGGGACCAGUCUGCACACACACAGACAGACACCCCACACACCCCUGGGGACACUUAGAGGGAACAAGGGACCCGGGGGACACGGACACCCAGCGAGUUACACCCGCUGAGGGACACCCCACACUGUGUGAGGGACACCUGCCAAGGGGCAUCCCUGGGAUGACACACACCCAGAGGGACAGCGGGCAGGGGCCGGGCUCUGUCCCUGCGCCCGCAGCCCGGCAGUGUGUGCUCCAUCCGUGUGCUCCAUCCGUGUGCCGGCGCCUGCGGGAAGUGGGUCAGGCUGUGCAGGGCGCGGGUGACAGCGCGGAGGUGGCUCUGCACCCCGCGGCUCCCGUGACACCCGCCAGCACUCUGCCAGGGGUGCGGGGUGUCGGCGUCACGGCGGCCUGCGUGUCACCGGCCCCGCGGUGGCGCCGGGGCGUGCGGCGCGUGUCGGGGGUCUGGGUCCCGCAGGGGGUGUCCGUCCGUCCGUCCCCCCCGCGGCGCCCUGCACGCCUCGCUGCCCUGCCACCCGCCGCUUCCAUCAAUAUUUCAGGAGCGGCAGGCGGUGACCUGAAUCGACAGUGGCCCACCCACAGCAGCCAGGCCCCGCUCUCCCAAAAUAAGACCAUUUUUAAUAAAUAAUUUCCCACC